AUGUUUAUUUAGUAUUUUUCAGUAACUUUAAUCCUAUCUCUGCUAGUAAGUCUUGUAAAUAGCAUAGUUUCAAGUUCUUAUGAUUUUAUUUUUCAGCAGUAUCAUUUUCCUCCUUAUUUACUUUUACAAUAAUCAUAGAUAGCUUCUAUAACCUCCAACAAAGAUUAUACUGUAGUUGCUUUCUAAAAAGAUGGUAUCAAAUGGAUUGACAACAUUAAAUGUAUCCCUAUAGAAAAUGCUUUUGUUUCAUUGAAUGGUACUAUUAUUAGCGCUAUAGCAAUUAGUUAAGAUAGCAAAUUUUUAUUCACUUCAAGUGAUAACAGGCUGUCAAUUUAUUCUGUCUCAACAGAUAAUAAAUUUGCAUUAACAUAUUUAAAAUAAAGUGCUGAAUAAUAUGGAGUGUACAAUCAUUUUCGUUCUCAUAAUUAAUAAUGA
Tetrahymena thermophila SB210 is the source of this 435-nucleotide messenger RNA. RefSeq names its product transmembrane protein, putative. Gene Ontology annotation, molecular function: protein binding. The transcript has 2 exons. The record is from RefSeq and is a predicted model, not a curated record. Lineage: Eukaryota; Ciliophora; Oligohymenophorea; Hymenostomatida; Tetrahymenidae.